Molecule: messenger RNA, 2601 nt
Organism: Drosophila suzukii
Lineage: Eukaryota; Metazoa; Arthropoda; Insecta; Diptera; Drosophilidae
Gene: PolI
Product: DNA polymerase iota
Biological process (GO): translesion synthesis
Molecular function (GO): DNA-directed DNA polymerase activity; damaged DNA binding
Source: RefSeq, a predicted model, not a curated record
CAUGCAUCUAGAAUCAUCGACAGUGCCAUCGGGGUACCUCCACCUCUAGUUUUUAAGGCGCUCAGAACGUCAUGGACUUCGCCAGCGUGCUCGGUAAAAGCGAGGCGCACCAGCGCACCAUCAUCCACCUGGAUAUGGACUACUUUUACGCUCAGGUGGAGGAGACGGAUCCGACGCUGCGGUCGAAGGCUGGAAUCCAGCAGAAGAACAUUGUGGUGACCUGUAACUAUGUGGCGCGGGCCAAAGGAGUGGCCAAGCUAAUGCUCAUAGCAGAGGCACAACGCAUCUGUCCAGAGUUGGUCCUCGUCAAUGGCGAGGAUCUGGCUCCGUAUCGCCAGAUGUCGCAACGAAUCUUCGACCUGCUGCUUAACUACACUCCCCUGGUGGAGAAGCUCGGCUUCGAUGAAAACUUUAUGGAUGUAACUGCCUUGGUGGAACUGCGACAGGCUCAUGUCGCUGAGGCGCAGCUUAGGCCACCAGUGGGUCACAUAUAUCCAGCGGAUGGCACCCCCUUGUCCACUUGCGGCUGCGGCUGUGCCCAGCGACUUGCCAUUGGCACUCGGAUCGCCCAGGAAAUCAGGGAGGAACUUAAGCUUCGCCUGGGCAUAACCUGCUGCGCCGGAAUCGCAUACAACAAACUGCUGGCCAAGCUGGUCGGCAGCAGCCACAAACCCAAUCAGCAGACCGUCCUAGUUUCCACCUAUGCGGAGCAGUUUAUGCGGGAACUGGGCGACAUAAAGCGAGUCACUGGGAUUGGCCAGAAGACGCAGUGCCUUCUGAUGGAGGCGGGCAUGUCAUCUGUGGAGCAGUUGCAACAGUGUGACAUGGACGUGAUGCGGAAGAAAUUCGGCUUUGAGACGGCCACCCGACUGCGGGAUCUGGCCUUCGGUCGCGACACGAGUUCCGUUCGACCUACCGGAAAACCAAAAACCAUUGGAAUGGAAGAUGCCUGCAAGCCUAUCUCAGUGCGAACCGAUGUGGAGGAAAGGUUCCGUAUGCUACUCAAGCGGCUGGUGGAGCAGGUUGCAGAGGACGGACGCGUUCCCAUCGCCAUCAAGGUGGUGUUGCGAAAGUUCGAUUCCCAGAAGAAGAGCAGUCACCGAGAGACCAAACAGGCCAACAUCCUACCCUCCCUUUUUAAGACCUCUGUGUGUCCAGGAGAAACUGGCGUAAGCAAGGUACAACUGGCGGACGGGGCCCAGGAGAAACUACUCAAGAUUGUGAUGCGACUGUUUGAGCGAAUCGUAGACAUGAGCAAGCCCUUCAAUAUCACUCUACUGGCUGCCUUCUCCAAAUUCCAGGAGCGCAAGGUGGGCUCCUCAUCUAUAGCUAAUUUCCUGAUCAAGAAGGCGGAUCUGGAGGUGCAAUCGAUCACCUCACUGACAAACACGAGUCUCACAAGUCCCACAGCGGAAAGUCCUACCUCGGACGAAUCCGCUUUCCGCUCCUCACCAACAACAUUCAAGCCGAGCGAUCAGUUUUAUAGGAGAAGAGCCACAACAGCAUCGCCGGUUCUGCUUCUGGAUAAUGGAUCGGAAUCGGCGGCUACUAACUCAGAUUUCAGCGACUUCUCUGAGACGGAGGUGGAGCCCUCGCCGAAAAAGAGCCGCAUUGGCCGGCUACUAGUGUCCAAGCGCAGCCGUUUGGCGGCGGAUGUUGGGGAUUCCGCCGCGGAGGUAGCCUCACCCAGCAAACUGCGUGUCUGUGAUUUGCGCCUGAACUCGCGGGACAGCGAGAAGGACUUCCCCAUGAGCACAACUCCAUCUACUUCUACAUCUGCGCCUGCUCCUCGCUUCCGCACCGUCCAGCCACCGAACACGCUGUUGCAGCGAAUCGACGGCAGCCUCCGGUUUGUAUCCACGCGCACUGCCAGUCGCUUAAGCUCAAACGCUAGCUCUACGGCCUCAUCGCCACUUCCUUCGCCCAUGGACGAUUCCACGACGAUGAGCGCGCCCAGCACACCAACCAUGUCUUUCGCCCCACCCAUUACAACAGCAGUGGUUGCCACCACAACCAGCGAUUCUUCAAGUGAUGUCCUCACGAAUAUCGCCUGUCCAGCGGGUGUGGAUGCAGAGGUGUUCAAGGAGCUGCCCGUGGAGUUGCAAACCGAGUUGAUCGCAUCGUGGCGCAGUUCCUUGGUGGCUGCCGUGGAGCAAACGAACGGGUCAGGUUCCACCACAUCCACAGCGAUUGCAAGUGGAGCACCAGCUACUGCCACCACCGCCAGCGGAGGACAGAAGAACACGUUAUAUCGCUACUUUCUGCGGAACAAGUGAUGCAGUGCAUCCAAGCAUCACAUCGUUUCUAGUUGUAAGAACAAAGUGAAUAAAUCCGUUUAUAAAUAUGAUAUAUUUUUGUAGGUAUACGGUUACAGAUUGUAAGUUUUAGGGCGCCGCUUUGGACGAACCUAAGCUAGGAUACAUAUUUAAAAUGGUAGAUUCCUAGGACUGAGCCAUUUGGCAGUUAUUUGAAUAAACCGUGAAAUUUUAACUUGUAUUAAAGAAAAAAAUUAAGUUUGAACAUCACUUAUACAUUAUUAUGAAUUUUUUCAAAAGAAUUGGUUGUAAAUGAAUAAAAUGAUCCAAAAAUGUUAAUAUCUAA